Molecule: messenger RNA, 1266 nt
Organism: Hylaeus anthracinus
Lineage: Eukaryota; Metazoa; Arthropoda; Insecta; Hymenoptera; Colletidae
Gene: PIG-X
Product: phosphatidylinositol-glycan biosynthesis class X protein
Exons: 4
Coding region: 245-958 (237 amino acids)
Biological process (GO): GPI anchor biosynthetic process
Cellular component (GO): endoplasmic reticulum membrane
Source: RefSeq, a predicted model, not a curated record
ACCAUUUGUGGGUCCAUUAACUGCCGUUCGUGCUUUUCUAUAUAGCAUAAUACGAAUGCAAUGAAUGUUAUCAAUAAUAUACUAUCAUUUGUAAUAAUUACAAUUUAGAUAAUUGAAAUAAUUAUCUUUCGAUAUGGUCGAGUCAGAAAAACAAUGUUUCGGGUGACAAUUUUCAUCUUUCAAAAAUGUAAUCUGUUAUGUCAGAAAACUUCGAUUUUAUUUAAUAAUAAUUUUUAUAAAAACAAUGACAGUAAAUUAUUUUAAAUUAUGCUUAGUACAAAUUAGUGUAUUUCUUGCUGUGAUUUCACAAAAUAUAAAACUUGGGCAAUGUGUAAAUGCUCACGUUUCAUUAACAGUAGAAGGAGAAGGAUUUCAUAGAUACUUAAUAUAUCAAAUAAAUUUGGAUAAUUUAGUAGAUGGUUGUAAUAUGGCUCUUCAUUUGAAAUUACCACCUACAUUAUAUACUGAUAUCAAUGAAUUGAACGAUUUAGGGAGACUAGGAGUUACCACAGCAUGUUCCAUAGGGGAAACAAAUGUAGAAUUAUUUAUGGAGAAAGCAAACUCCCAAAAUGUAACCAUAUGUUCACCUGUAAUUGGUAAUAAGUCUACUUUAAUGUUUCCUAUACACAAACGUUACCAGUACCCUAGCGAGAAUAAUACAUACAUGACUAUUACUCUACCGAAACCAAAUUUACUUUUGGGUUGUAAAGAAAGAAUUAGAAAGUACAGAAUUUCUAAAAUUGAUUUAUGUUCUUCGUGUGCAGAAGUUGUUCCUAAAUGGAGAGAGAUUACAUACAUUUUGGAGAAAGAAAAUACAUCAUGGUCUAUACCAGUUGGUAACUUGCGUAUGUUAACGACAGUAACUUACAUCACAUUAUUAUUAACUAUUCUGUGUACAAUGUUUCUCAUGCGAACAGUUUGGAAAGCUGUACCAAGUACACACGAAAAACAAGAAUAAUACAAUUAAAAUGCAUUUUUAUUACAUAAGUAUACUUUAAGGUGAAAUCACAUCAAUGCUUUUUGUAAUACAGUAUUUUCGAAAAUUAACAUAAACUUAAUUAUACUAUACUUUUAUAAUAAAUAAAUAUAAUACAUUCAUAAGAAUAUUUAUAUACAGUAGUCACAUAUUGAAAUCCUUUUCUACAAUAUAAUGAGAAAAAUAGGUGUAAUAAAUAAUAACUUUAUACAUGUUUUUCACUCACAUCAGUUACAAUAAAUGAAAUAUCGUCAAAUUUAUCGUUAAACAUUACGUUUUUCUUAGUGUCA